AUGCCACUCCCUAACCCCUGGACCGGAGACGACUACGAGGACGGCUUCCCCGUCACCCUCAUCACCGAACUGACCAUGAUGGCCGUCUCCAACACCAUCCGCGAGAAACCUAAUUGGUGGCUCAAGUACAACGACCCCGACAUCUCGGCCCGUUGGCGACAAGAAAUCGAGGCUGCCGGAUUGGAGCGAGAAGAGCGGUACCGUCUUGGCAAGGCUGAAGUUGAUUUUGUUUUCAAGGAACUCGAGUGGUAUGCUCAGAAGCGGCAGGAACAGGUGGAUCAGCAGGGAGGGGAGGUGACGAUUGAUGUCGGUGUGGAGGGGACCAGGAGGGCGGAUGGGUUGAUCUCCGAGGAGUUGAAGAAGCGGUUGAUGGACAGUGUCAAGAAGUUGGAGGAUGUUCCUGAGCACCUUAAGGACUGGCAUCCUGGUUCUGACCGUCAGGUUCUGGACUUGGUUCAUCCUUCGUUGUUCCCUUUUGUUGCUGGACGCACCCGUGUGACCAAGAAGGAGGCUCUUCCAGCGCUCAAGUCGAUCGGUUCAGGCGACGUUUUGCAAAAGGCACCCAACCCCCAAAGGAUGCAACCAAUGUAUCUCUCGAAAAAAUUCCAGUGGCUCCCCACAGACUUUGAUGUCUCACCCGAAGGGAAGUUUAAGGCCAAGUCCUACAUCAACAACCUGCACCCAGAGGAACACAAGGACAUCUACCCGGUCCUGGAGGAGAUCUUGGAAAAGUUCUUGCCGAUGUUUGAGGAGGUGGUUGGGGAGAUGGCGGUGUUGGAGACCAAGGCCAAGAAACUCUCGGUGGAUCCUUAUGGCUGGUACCCCGAUCGACCCGAGGCCGGUUCGGACGAGAAUGAAGACGAGGUCUAUGAUGCAUACUACGAGAACAGAGUCCCCAAGCCCCUCGAGAUCCCCGAGUUCACAGCCCCCGCAGAUGUCCCCAAGUACGACCUUAAGAACACCGGCAAGCCUCUUCAAGUCAUCGUCAAACUGGCCAACAUUGAGCUGACGCCCGAGAACCCCACAUACCAGGGCGGUACCUGGCAUGUCGAGGGCAUGGCCAACGAGAACAUUGUCGCUUCCGGGAUCUACUACUACCACACCGAGAACAUCUCCGACUCGCGUCUCAACUUCAGAAUCCAGGUCCAGGAGCCCGGUUACGAGCAGAGCGACGACAGCGGUGUGCGACACAUGUAUGACCUGUGGAACGAUGGACCUCUGGUCCAGUACCUGGAUGGCGUCGUCACCAAGCAGGACCGCUGUCUCGUCUUCCCCAACAUCUACCAACACCAAGUUCAGCCCUUCACACUCGACGACGCCACAAAGCCCGGAUCGCGCAAGAUUCUCGUCUUCUUCCUUGUCAAUCCCGAGGAGCCUACCUUAUCGACUACGAACGUCCCGCCGCAGCAGAAGGAAUGGGCGACCGAGGAUUACAUGAAGGUGGUUGCCAAAUUAUUGCCUCCAGAGUUGGUUCAUGAGAUUGAUCAGUUGGUCGAUUGGCCUAUGGAGUUAGAGGAGGCCAAGAAGCAUCGAGAGGAACUGAUGAAGGAGCGCAAGUUCUUUGUCAAGACCAUGGAGGAGGAAGUCUUUGCCCGUCCCUUCUCUCUCUGCGAACACUGA
This is a messenger RNA of Linnemannia hyalina, 1620 nucleotides long. The record is from the annotation of a GenBank genome assembly. Lineage: Eukaryota; Fungi; Mortierellomycota; Mortierellomycetes; Mortierellales; Mortierellaceae.